Molecule: messenger RNA, 3723 nt
Organism: Porites lobata
Lineage: Eukaryota; Metazoa; Cnidaria; Anthozoa; Scleractinia; Poritidae
Source: the annotation of a GenBank genome assembly
AUUCCGCAGACUACAGCAAGCGUAAAAAAAGAAAUGAAGAUAAAGCUUCAUAUGGACGGUGAAGUUAACGGGAAUAAGUUCACGAUUGAAGGAAACGGACAGCGAAUGCCUUACGAGUAAGUAAUUCUUUUAAAAUAAUGUUACAUCAUUCUAAGCAGGCUUCUGACCUCUUUGCAUCAAACUGGUUUGUUCAGAAGAGAUUUCAGUAUACAUUUUACGUUUUGCUUGUGUGUAAGAGAUAAACAAUCAACAAUUUGUCUGACCUGAUUCUAUGACUUUCAACCAUAGCACUGCAGAAAAAAAUAUGCCGUUUUUGUUUUCUAGCCUGUGAUCGUUAUGGCAAAGAACUAAAAACCUUAAGGAAAGUCUCUUCCUGACCUGGCUAAGAAAUCGAUAACUAAAACUUACCUAUCCUUGCCAUAUUUCUUUUAAAAGAAUUUACGACUACAAGUUUUGUUUCUCUUCAGUUAAAAAUGCUAGAUCGCAAGCUCAGUUUUGUAUGUUUUUUUUUCUUUUUUUUUAACACAAGGAGAAUUUACUUGAAACAGACCCUUUAUUGUCCCUCUAUCUAACGUUUUAUGAGAUUGAACGGCACACCCUCUGUGGUGUGAUUAGACUAUGAACACCCCUCCCUUUUUACAUUAUCAUGUGAUUUCAGACAUGUUGCUAAAGGUGCAUUUUCUCAAGCAAGGGGUAGGAUAGACUCAAUGUAAAUAUCUGAGUUAUAAAAGCAAGAAAGUCAUUAACUCAGACUAUACAAUAUUUUAGGAUGUAAAAGAAAGCUACGAUUAAAUUAACUAAGAAAACAACUUGCUUUUAGCGGUUCUGAAAUCUUGAGUCAUGGCCUUUUAAAAGCGAAAAAAGACUUUUACUUGAAAUUGAACCGUUGCCUAAUUGCGGUCGUAUAUGCAUGCGUUGCAUAUGAAUUCGUCGUUUUCUUAGCCAGCUUUGAUUUCCCGUUCAUGUUUUUUUUAGGGGAACACACACUGUAAAUCGUACCGUCACAGAGCGGACCUGUGUACGUUUUCUUACUCUGCCUUGAUUUCCCGUUCAUGUUUUUUCUUUUAGGGAAACACUGUAUAAAUCUUACAGUUGCCAAGGGCGGCUUUCUUUACGUUUUCUUACUUAACAUUGAUUUCCUUUUCAUGUUUCUUGUAGGGGAACACAAACUGUAAAUCGUACCGUCAAAGGGCGGACCUGUGUACGUUUUCUUACUCUGCCUUGUUUUCCCGUUCUUGUUUUUUUGUUUUUUUUUUUAAGGGAAACACUGUAUAAAUCUUACAAUUGCCAAGGGCGGUCUUCUUUACGUUUUCUUACGCAACGUUGAUUUCCUGUUUAUGUUUUUUUUAGGGGAACACAAACUAUUAAUCUUACAGUUACAAGUGGCGGACCUCUUCCUUUCGCUUACGAUAUUCUGACAACCGCGUUCCAGUACGGCAACAGGGUAUUUACCAAAUACCCAAAAGACAUACCAGACUAUUUUAAGCAGUCGUUUCCCGAGGGGUAUUCUUGGGAAAGACACUUCGAAUAUGAAGACGGGGGCAAAUGUGACGUUAAAAGCGUCAUCAGGUUAGUAAAAUCUAAAACCUGCGGUGCUCAGUGCUUAAGUCGUUUAAGUCGUUUUCAUCUUUGAUAUAUAAUCGCUUUCAUGCGCGCUUUCCUGCUAUUGCUAUUACUGGAUAGUGUCUUUCUUUUUAAACUCUGUUUUAAACUAGAACUGCGUAAGCCUCUUUUUCAAAAUAGUUUUCGUAAAAAGGAAACGAAGAAGAGAAAAACCCGAAAUUUUUAUCUUUCAUUUACGUAGUACAUAAGUUGCUAACUAACAAUGUUUUUGGUCGCAUUGUCGCGUACACUUAGUAAAUCUCGCCCCUCUUUCGUCAGCUUGGACAAAGAGGACAAGGGCUGUUUUGUUUAUAAGAUUCAGUUCACUGGGAAAGACUUUCCAAAAGAUGGUUCAGUUAUGCAGAAGAAAGUUUCGAGAUGGGAGCCAUCCACUGAGACAAUGUACAUGAGUGGUGAAGAACUGAAGGGUUAUGUUGCCCACGCCAUGUUGCUUAAAGGUGGUAGCCAUUACCAAUGUAACUUCAAUAGCACUUACAAGUAAGUGUUUACGUUUUUAAGUGUUUUGGUAAUCUAACGUAAGCAAUAAAAAACGUUUUUGCUGCUUGCAUAGCCUGGUAUACUUCUUGUUUUGCAAAAAAAAAAAACAAACAAAAAUCAAAACAAAACAAAAAAGAUGUUAUCAAAAUACGAAUUUUGCUUGUUUAAAAUGUUCAGCGGCACCCAAAGACUGAUUGUUUCCUCUGAUACGUCAGGAAGUGUCUAAAAUGCUUUUCUUGAGGCUUCAGAAGCCUGUUUGGUUAAUUUGGAGCUGCCGUAUAACUGUUAAUCUAGUGUUCAGAUGUCUUAGGGGAACGUUUGGUUCAUUUCGAAAGUUUUUCUUGGUGGCUUUUUCAUCUCACCCCGAACAGCUAGCUACACUGUAUGGCCAUGAUGGGUCCGGUCGAAAUUUCGAGGAUAUGGAGUAGCCUUAUAGUAGAUAAUUCUAGGUGACGUUCAUACAGAAAAUUUUAAAGAGGCCUUUUUAGACAGUAAUCGCAAUAUCUUGGUAAUAAAAGAUGAAAUUCUUAGGAGAGUUGGUAAUCAAACAUUUUUCAAUAUUUUAGAUGAAUGACACGAUUAUCCCGAAAUUUGUAGCCGUAAUAUUCGAGGUUUAGAAUUUUCUACGGAAUAUUUUCUCCUUGAAGUAGAUAUCUUGCAGAAAAAGGCAGUUCUUUGGAAUUGGGCGCCCUUCUAAAGACGCCACCAUAAACAGAAAAAAGUUGAUGCAGCAUGUUUAAAAAGAUCGUCCUUAAGCAGUUGAGGAAAGUGAUAAAUAAGACAGUUAAAUCUCUCCAAUUACAGUGGAACCUUGAAAUAUUGAAGGGCCAAGGGACUGGCAAAACAUGUUCGCUAUAACGAGGUUUUGUUACUCGGUCGAGGUCCUUUUUGACGUAUUUCAUUCACUAUUACUGGGAUAAAGAAAAUCUUUCGUUAUACGGAGGACCUCAUUAUAUUGGGAUUCGUUAAAUGGAGGUUCCACUGUAGCACGUGCUUGAGGGAUAAUCGCGCGAGCAGCAAAAUCUUGACAUUUUAUUUCAACUGUGAUUAUAUUCCCUCAAUGCCAAGAAGCCUGCAGCCAAUCAGAGCGCGCAUUUCAUCUUAGGGCGCUUACCAUUUUUUAGAAUUGGCUAGCCAGACCAAUGCAUUCGUCAGAAGAAUUACACUAUUAAUCACGGCUAUCCAGCCAGAUAAGUUUAUUCCUAAAUGACAUGCUCGGAUGUGAUGGGCCUUAGUAAAAACUGAUUUCGAGGAAAGACUAAAUAAUAUUUCAUUUCCAAAUUAUUUUGGUCCUGACUUUUGCAAAGCGCCCUUAUUUAGUUAUUCUGUAAUAAGGUUUAAGCAACAAAAUUCUAUCAAGACAUCGGAAGCUGUUAACUUGGUAAUUGUAAUAUUCGGCUAAGAUACGUGCUCGCGCAACCUGAUGAAGUACUGUUUUGUGCUGAUCUCAGCUCUUUUCUUUUUUGCAGAGCUAAGAACCCUGCAGGUAUGCAGUUGCCGCCAUUUCACUUUAUAGACCACCGCAUUGAGAUUUUGCAGCAAAAAGAUGAUUUCAACCAGGUGGUGCUGUAUGAGCAGGCUUCUGCUCGGGAUUCUCCGUUUAAAGCUGUUGCCGCCAAAUAA